CUGAACUUGGUACAAGCACUGCGGCAGUUUCUGUGGAGCUUCCGCUUGCCCGGCGAGGCUCAGAAGAUCGACAGGAUGAUGGAGGCGUUUGCACAGAGAUACUGUCACUGUAAUCCUGGAGUCUUCCAGAGCACAGACACCUGUUACGUGCUGUCGUUUUCCAUCAUCAUGUUGAACACCAGUCUGCACAACCCCAACGUGAGGGACAAGCCCACGGUGGAGCGCUUCAUCAGCAUGAACAGAGGCAUCAACGACGGAGGAGAUUUACCCGAGGAGCUGCUGAGAAAUCUGUAUGACAGCAUCAAGAAUGAGCCCUUCAAGAUCCCAGAGGAUGAUGGGAAUGACCUGACGCACACUUUCUUCAACCCUGACAGAGAAGGCUGGCUCCUCAAACUGGGAGGUCGUGUGAAGACAUGGAAGAGACGGUGGUUCAUUCUGACUGACAACUGCCUCUAUUACUUUGAGUACACAACAGAUAAGGAGCCCAGAGGCAUUAUACCGUUGGAGAACCUGAGCAUUCGAGAGGUCGAAGAUCCCAGAAAGCCA
Messenger RNA from Sinocyclocheilus grahami, 546 nucleotides. RefSeq names its product cytohesin-2. Lineage: Eukaryota; Metazoa; Chordata; Actinopteri; Cypriniformes; Cyprinidae. Gene Ontology annotation, molecular function: guanyl-nucleotide exchange factor activity. Gene Ontology annotation, biological process: regulation of ARF protein signal transduction. The transcript has 6 exons. The record is from RefSeq and is a predicted model, not a curated record. The annotation marks the transcript as partial.